CUGUCCCACAGCACAUCAUCUCCAAUGCGCUUGCGGAUGCGAGGGACAUCGGCAAUGCUCCCGAUGCCACGCAGUAUACCGGUGAGGAGUUCGGUGAUAUAUCGAGGAUGAGUUGUAUCCCUCUCUUCGAGCACAGUGGACCCGGCUUUCCUCCUCGUCGCUGCCGCAUCAAGGACAUCUUGAUCCAUGCAAACGAGAAAAUUUGCCAGUUCAGCGGGAAAAGUAGCAUCAUUGAUGUUCGUAUCCGGAACUGUGACAGCAGGUCCAGGAUACGAACAAACCAGCUUUCCCUUUGCACCCAUCACUGCGGUGGAGUCAGGAGAGAUCUCGAAUGAUUCGAAUAUAGUCUCAGAUUCGAGUUUUCUCAUGACCACCGCAGCGUUUUGUGCGCGAAUCAUAUAUACUAGGACAUCUGCAAAUUGGUUGUCCAUAGCACUGAUCUGAGAUUCGACUUCC
Suillus paluster is the source of this 456-nucleotide messenger RNA. RefSeq lists its product as uncharacterized. Lineage: Eukaryota; Fungi; Basidiomycota; Agaricomycetes; Boletales; Suillaceae. The annotation marks the transcript as partial. The record is from RefSeq and is a predicted model, not a curated record. The transcript has 2 exons.